AUGACCGCCAAGUUCAACCACCAGGACAAGUCCACCUACCCGAAUGGCCGCAACAAGAAGCAGCCCAUCGUCCCCAUCAUUUCGCCGUCGCUGAUGGUGGCGGACCAGACAAAGCUGCUGCAGGAGUCGCUGGACGUGCUGUCUGAUAAGGGUGGCAGCGCCGAUUGGCUUCACGUGGACAUUGUGGACGGUCACUUGGCGCCGAACUUCAGCUUCUGCCCCGCUACAGUUUCGGACCUGCGCAAGCAUCUGCCGAACACGUUCCUCGACUGCCAUCUGGUUGUUUGCAACCCCAUUCGCUGGGUCGACUCUUUUGCGAAGGCUGGCGCGUCAACGUUCGUGUUUCAUUACGAGGCCACCGAGAACCCUGUCGCCGUCUGCCGCAAGGUACGCGAGGCCGGCAUGGUUGCUGGGAUUGCUCUUGCCCCCAACACGCCGGCGGAAGUGCUGUUCCCCAUCAUCGAUGCUGGCGAGGUCGACAUGGCGCUUGUCAUGUGUGUGCCCAUCGGGUUUGCUGGGCAGCAGUUCCAGAUGGAGACGGUGGAAAAAGUGCGCCGGAUGCGUCAGCGUUAUCCUCACCUCCUGAUCCAGGUGGACGGCUCCAUCACACUGGACACGAUUGACCUCGUUGCUGCUGCCGGCGCGAACGCCAUUGUGCCUGGCCGCGCCGCAUUCAAGUCGAAUGACCGCAAGGGCAGCAUGGAGGGGCUCCGCCGCAGCAUCCAAAAGCACAUCGCACAGCGUGCUGCUAGCCACCUGUAG
This is a messenger RNA of Leishmania major strain Friedlin, 762 nucleotides long. RefSeq names its product putative ribulose-phosphate 3-epimerase. Gene Ontology annotation, cellular component: cytosol. The transcript has a single exon. Lineage: Eukaryota; Euglenozoa; Kinetoplastea; Trypanosomatida; Trypanosomatidae. Gene Ontology annotation, biological process: pentose-phosphate shunt, non-oxidative branch; carbohydrate metabolic process. The record is from RefSeq and is a predicted model, not a curated record. Bases 1 to 762 code for a protein of 253 amino acids. Gene Ontology annotation, molecular function: metal ion binding; D-ribulose-phosphate 3-epimerase activity.